GAGCAAAAGUAUUCAUCUUGCAGGAAUGCGUUCCUCCCCCACCUCUCUCCGCUUGGGGGAAGGGUGCGUUUGGGACAAACCUCCCCGGUCUCAGCGCAACAGGUAGGAGAGGUACCCCUACCAGACGUCACGCCCAGAGCAGGCCCAUCACUGUUGGGUUUCAGGGACCCUCACCAGUGUUGCGUUUCACACUACCGAAACACCGGUCGGCAGGUUAUGGUGGGCUGUCAAUAGCAACGUCACAUUAAGUGGCUACCAAAAACACAGGUGACAUGUGUUUUCAAGCCAACCUUGAUAACUUCCCCUCAGCUGACUUCCAAUGGCGGCCCAGAGGAAAAUAAGCCCAGACCUGUUCUACCCCACAGCUUGUCCUGCAGGGCUCAGGAGAGGCCUACACUCCACUCGCUCCAGACAGAGACACGACAGCCUAUCGGUGAUGCCGUCUCAUGUACUAAUUGUAGGUGCAGCUGAAUUGGUGUGAGCUGAAGAUUUGGAGGCGUGGUCUGUAGAUGGAGUCACCCAGUCAGUGUAAAGCGCCCCCUGUUGGAGCUUUAGGAGAGGGCGUCUCACCUGACGCUCUAAGGGUCAACAUCUUAGCUGCGGACGGAAGCUGUGUCUCUGCACCUGUGCUGGUUAACUCUCAGGUUCAUGGGGAUGUCCUCAUAAAAGUGAUGAAUGAUGUACAGCUAAACACUGAUUCAGGUCUGGAACCCACCCUAUUUGACUAUAAGGAGUCCAUUAGGACUCACUAUAAGAGAGUGCAGGAGUACAACUCCCUCCCAGCCGAGGACGUGCUGCUGACUGACCGCUACACUGACCUGCUGAUGGUCCAGAACCACCGGCAGCAGAAAGAGAGAGAGGUGGAGAUCUCUUUCAGAGGAGCAAGUUUCUUCAGUGCCAGGGAGGCAUAUCAAAGCACCACUGUGGACCAGUUCUUCAGUCCUGAUGACCGUGGAGAUGUUCCUAGAGCAGUCAUUCUUCAGGGCCACUCUGGACAUGGCAAAUCCUUUACGGUACAGAAGAUCAUGUUGGACUGGGCAUCAGGCAACCUCUACCAGGAUCGAUUUGAACUUAUUUUACACUUGAGAUGUAAAGAACUGAACCAGGUGUCAGGAAAGCGGUGUGUGGUUGAUCUUGUGAGCUGCAGUCAGAAAUAUACCCCGCUGAUCUCACAGAAACUAAAGGACUCACCUCAGAAGGCGCUCCUCCUCAUAGAUGGAUUUGAUGAACUCCAAUUCCCAAUGGAUGAAAUCAGUGACUCACCUGUCAAAGACCUUUUGACACCAGCUCCUGUUGAGGCCACUCUGAGUGCUCUGUUGAAGGGGUCAAUCCUUCUUGAUUGCUUCCUGCUGGUCAGCACCAGGCCCACUGCUGCAGACACACUGAGUAAACUGCUUAAAGGCCCUCAGCGCUCCACUGAGAUCCUGGGCUUCUCUGAGAGCGGGGUGCAGGAGUACUUCCAGAGGUUCUGUCAAGAUCAGCAGGUAGCAGAGAAGGCAUUCAGCAGUGUGAAGGCAAACGAAACCCUCUUCACUUCCUGCUCCAUUCCAGUCAUAUGCUGGAUUGUCUGCACAGUUUUCUGGGAGCAGUUAAAAGAAAAUGCUGAAAUGGCCGAGCCGGAAACAACCACCUCCAUAUUUGUGGAUUUUGUGUCCACUCUGCUGGAGCACCACUGCCAGCAUUUGAGUCAGCCCGUCCCCACUCUGCUGAGGAGCCUGGGCCAGCUCGCAGAGAGAGGGAUGCUGGAGCAGCGAGUCCUGUUUGAGAAAGAGAGUGUGGAAAGUAAAAUCUCAGAUCUAGCAAGGGUUCCCUUCCUGUGCAAAUUCCUCCUGAAGAAGAAAGUCCGAAAGAAAGAAAUGUUCAGUUUCAUGCAUCUGAGUUUCCAGGAGUUCUUCACUGCACUCUACUACACCUUUGACCAGAAUGAGGAGAAAGUCGAAGAGCUGCUCAAAUCUUUCCAAGGGGGUGAAAUGAAAUCGCAUCUCCUACCUGUCAUUCAGUUUCUGUUUGGCCUCUCAAAUAGAGAAGUCAUGCAGGACUUAGAGCAUCUCAAACUGCCUUCCCCAUCCUCCAUUCGAAGGCAGCUAGAAGAGUGGAUGCUUGGACUCAUCAAAGGGAAUUCGGACUCUAAGAAGGCUGACAUGACCCUCUUCAUACUCCACUGUCUCUAUGAGCUCCAUGAGGGAAAGCCAUGCGAGGACAACCACAAGGAAACUCCAUUUGUGUGCCGAGCCAUGGAGGCUUGGGGUGAGAUUAAUUUUGACUCCAUUCCCCUGACGAGGACAGACUGCUGGGUGCUGCGGUACUGUCUGCAGUGCUGCCCGACCAUCAGAAGCCUGGAGCUAAAUAACUGCAACAUGACAGCAGACAAGCUGAGGAUGCUGCAGCCUGCACUGAGCAGGUGUGAGGAGCUGGGGUUUGGUAUGCAGGACCUGUCGGAUGUGGAUGUGGGUGAUCUGAUCUCAGCACUCGGAGAGGGAAAGAUCCUGCACAGACUCUAUGCAUUCCACAGCAGUCUGUCAGAGGAGAGUGUGCAGCAGAUCUUCAGCGCCCUCUACAGGCAGAAGUCUGUGGGCAGAGUUGGACUCACUGUGAAGACCAUCACCCUCACCACUGCUGAGAGACUAUUGCAGUUCUACAGGAACACUCAGAUUGGGGAUUUUGUGGGGGUGGGUCUACCGGAGGAGGCUGGGCAAGCGGAGAGUCUCUGUUCUGUUCUCGUGCUGAGAAAAGUGAAGAACUAUUUUGGGCUGCUGAUUGGCCACUUUGCAGGCCCAGCGGCAGAGAGCUCAGGGCUGAAGCUCAUCCUGCUGUUCUCCGCGGAGAUGUCCAGCGCCACCCUGAGUAGGAUCCUCCAGGCCUUUCAUCCACUGAGACGCCCAGCAGAGAACAGUCCAGAGUACGAUGAGUGUGUGGAUGCUCUAAUGGCGCAUCUGUCCCCUCUGCCUGAUCUGAUGGAGGUGACUCUGUCGACGGGCUGCCUGACUGAGAUCUGGGCCAAUAGGAUCCUCACCCUCAUCCACACUUGCCCCCAGUUAAGGGAAGUCCAGUUUGGUGCCGCCAUCUUUGAUGGGAGUCGGGAUGGGGAGUCGGGGUUGCUGCUGGAGGAAGGCGUCCGCUCACUCAAGGAGGCGCGGACGCGUCCAGGCUGCAAAGUCACACUUCACGGGAAACGCUGCAGUAAGCCUGCUGACCCGUGCACUAGACUAAGGGACCGGGAGCUCAGCUGUAACAAUGUGUCUAUAGUGGGCAUGAAAACGUCACCUGUGGAGGACACGACUGACCAUCAGGUGACCUGUGCCGGACAUGAGGCAUCCGCAACACAGAGAGAACAUGGGGACUCGGAGAAGGACCAGGAUCCCUUACAAUUCUUUGCAAGUCACUUUGAAUGAAAUAAGAUGCCAAUAUAAUUAAAUCCAAACCAGAUUAGUUGGUGUUGAAGUAAUUCUGGAAAUAAUCAGUACUACGACUGUGCUUCUGUCCUGCGCUGUGUGGAUCCCUUUUUUAAAAUUAUAUUUGUGCAUUUCAGUUGGACAGAUAUUUUGAACAAAUUUUAAACAUGUAGAUCACUGGCAGCAAUUUCAACCAACCAAAUGAAUGAAUCCAAAAGUGGCUACUGCCAAUGUAUGCAGGUAGACCGUGGUGAACUUGUCA
Alosa sapidissima (American shad) is the source of this 3654-nucleotide messenger RNA. RefSeq names its product NACHT, LRR and PYD domains-containing protein 1 homolog. Bases 510 to 3392 code for a protein of 960 amino acids. Lineage: Eukaryota; Metazoa; Chordata; Actinopteri; Clupeiformes; Clupeidae. The record is from RefSeq and is a predicted model, not a curated record. Gene Ontology annotation, cellular component: cytoplasm. The transcript has 12 exons.